Armigeres subalbatus is the source of this 1020-nucleotide messenger RNA. RefSeq names its product OCIA domain-containing protein 1 (gene asrij). Gene Ontology annotation, cellular component: endosome. The record is from RefSeq and is a predicted model, not a curated record. Lineage: Eukaryota; Metazoa; Arthropoda; Insecta; Diptera; Culicidae. The coding region runs from base 126 to 914 and encodes 262 amino acids. The transcript is spliced from 5 exons.
UAUAAUCUUGAUGGAACCGGCUCACCAAAAUUCAAACUGUCAACAUCAGCUGAGAUUUAACUUUUUCGAUUAUGUGAGAGGUCAAAUUUGUGUGGUUUUCAUAACGAAAUUAAAAAUUGCAUACCAUGGAGCGAACAGAGUCAGCAUCGCAUCAAAUUGAACAGCAGCGUGAUGCUUUAAACUUUCAAUUCUCCCCGGAGGAGUUGAAGGUACUCCAGGAGUGUAACCGGGAAGCAUUUUUCCAACGUUCAAUACCGCUGGGUACAUGUUUUGGAUUAGGAACUUACUACGCAAUUCAAAGAGGAUUUUUUAAGCCAAGUCCGCGGUUUGGAGCCGGACCCAAGGUAUUCGUCGGUAUUACGUUGGGUUAUUUCAUCGGCAAGCUGAGCUACCAAGGUCGAUGUUCCGAGAAAAUAAUGCGCAUUCCGAACUCCCGGCUAGCCGAUAUGAUUCGUCAAAGGCGCCAGGGAGGCUCUGCUGGGAUUGAGAGAUUAUACCCCGAUCAAGGGUUUGGUGCUGGGAGCAUGUUGUCUCCAUUCGGACCGGCCACACCAAGCGACAGCGUAACCGAACAGCAUUUCCGUAAUCGCGAUUCGAUUAACAUCGACGUCCAUACCCCGAACUAUUCUGGACUCGAUGAAAGUGCACGGCCGUCAAUUGACUCGAAUCGAGCCUUCGAGGAAGACCUGCAACUACCGGUUGAUCCACCACCGGUAACAAAAUCAUACGAAGAGCUGCGUCGACAGAACCGAGAGGAUUACGUCCGCCGUCAGCAGGCACCAUAUCGUCCGUCGACGACGCUGGAAGACACACCGCCGAUCAGACGGGAAGUGCACCCUCCACCAAAAGUGGAUGAGCAUCCGCCGCAACAACCUCAGGUGCGGAACAAAUACGGUGAUGUUUACCAGGAGUAAGUUUUUGCAUUACUGGACCAAACGUUACACAUUGCGCGCAAUCGUACAGUUCCAGCAAUUGGAACCUUAUAAAUGUACUGCAUUAUAGUUUUUGGAAAGUUUAAAA